CUAAGCCUAAGAACUCUGCCAAUGUUGUGACCGUUCAGGCCGAGACCAAGUCGGUGGUGGUGGCCACGUGCGAGGCAAUGGACGGCAAACCAGCGGCCACCAUCAAAUGGUUGGGGUCAGUUGGAGGCAACCACACCACCAACACAACCAACGGGCCAGAUGGCACAGUGACGGUUCGCAGCGAGUACCGCCUGGUUCCAACGGCAGCAGAUAACGGCAGGGAGGUGACCUGCAUGGUGGAGCAGAAGACUCAGGAGCGACCGUGGGCUCACACCGUCCAGCUCUCGGUGGAAUACCCCCCCUCUGUAUCCAUAGAAGGAUAUGACAACAACUGGUACGUCGGACGCUCAGACGCAGUGCUGCUCUGCAUGGCCAGCGGCAACCCUGUGCCCACCACCAUCACCUGGACCGCGGCGUCGGGGGCGAUGCCAGACACAGUGGAGGUGAGCGGCAACAAGUUGACGGUGAGGAAGGUGGACGACGCCGUCAACACCACUUUCAUCUGUGAGGUCAAGAACAAGCACGGGGCCAGCAGGCACCAGAUCACCACCAUCGUCAUCGGCCACAAAACUGUAGCAUCCGAUUGAGCGAAAUGCAGGAGAAAAAGAAGCAAGCAACAUGACCUCCUGCUGAACAGCUCAUGGAUGUGGGAGGAGUGGACGAAAAUCUACUGCUUUACUCUUGGCUGAAUUCGAUGAGUUUGGAUAUUAAUACCAUACCACUGCCAAAUAUAAAACACAGCAGAUGUCUUAUCACAAAACUCAAAAAAAUGCAGAAAAUCCACUGAGAUGACAAACU
Molecule: messenger RNA, 798 nt
Organism: Notothenia coriiceps (black rockcod)
Lineage: Eukaryota; Metazoa; Chordata; Actinopteri; Perciformes; Nototheniidae
Product: PVR cell adhesion molecule
Exons: 4
Source: RefSeq, a predicted model, not a curated record